Molecule: messenger RNA, 2867 nt
Organism: Lytechinus pictus (painted urchin)
Lineage: Eukaryota; Metazoa; Echinodermata; Echinoidea; Temnopleuroida; Toxopneustidae
Product: isochorismatase domain-containing protein 2-like
Exons: 4
Coding region: 412-999 (195 amino acids)
Cellular component (GO): cytoplasm
Source: RefSeq, a predicted model, not a curated record
ACACAUGUCGACAAGUCAAGAGUUUGCUGUUACGCAAUCUUCAUCUUCGACCAGUUCAAUUACAUAAUAGGGUGUUUUGAUUUCGAAGAAAAUACUAAUAAUUAUAAAUUAGGCAAAAUUAGGUAUCUUUCUUAUUUUUAGACAUUUAAAAGUUUGAUUAAAAUAUAUUUUUGGUUAAUAGGGGAUUUUAUUUCUAAAUAUAAUGUAAUAUUCAUACAUUAUUUUGCAACGCACCCCUCCAUCUAGAAUGAAAUCAUCCAGGAUCCCUUGAGGAAUCCAUCAUUGAUUGCCGGGCAAGCAAGGCAAGCGUAAACUCAGGAGCAUUCCCCCCGAAAGUCUGGGGUAGGUUCACACAUUCUAUUCGAUCGUACAGUACAGCUAGUAACAGUCGCAUACUUUGAGCUUGUGAUCAUGGCGGGCAGAAAUCUUGGCAAACUUGUCCUACGAAAUUCGUCGCUUUUCCUGUGUGACAUGCAGGAAAAAUUUCGACCCACGAUUAAAUAUUUUCCAGAGAUUGUGGAGGUCUCAUCAAGACUGUUUCGAGCGGCUAGAAUACUUGAUAUUCCCGUAAUUGUGACAGAACAAUAUCCGAAAGGUCUUGGACCGACCGUUAAGGAGCUUGGCAUCAACCGUGAUGAGGUAGAUAUUUAUCCCAAGACACGCUUCACUAUGGUUCUACCUGAAGUAGAAGAAAAACUCAAGAAAAAUGAAACCAAGUCUGUAGUUCUCUGUGGAAUCGAGACACAGGUCUGUGUCCAGCAAACGACCCUUGACCUUUUAGCCAAAGGUUAUGAAGUUCAUGUCAUUGCCGAUGCUUGCUCUUCAAGGUCUCUGGUGGAUAGGAUGUAUGCCAUUGAAAGGCUGCGGAACUGUGGAGCUUUCAUCACAACCAGCGAAUCCAUCAUCCUUGAAAUGGUCAAGGACGCUGCUCAUCCAAACUUCAAAGAGAUCCAGAAGCUCAUCGCCACAUCCGCUCCAGAUUCGGGCCUCCUGAGCUGAAUGAGUCAAACUGAGUAGCCAAGUAUAAUCUUGGCGGAAGCUGCAGCUGUGAUUGUCUCUGAUUUUACAGCCGAUGAUAAAUCUUAUGCAGGAGACUUAAAAAAGUGACUGCGAAGCUUCCCCCUUGCAGCCAUUUUUCGUAGUCUUCCGCAUCAGACAUAUUAUUGAGUUGAAUGAAUGUAAGAGCAAAGAUAUAGCUGCAGAUUUGGGCCUUCUAAAGUGAACGGAUUAACCUGAUUAGCAUAUAAUCUUAGAGUCUGCAGCUAUUGUCUCUAAUUUCACAAGUCUGAUGAUGUUACGCAAAAAGUGAGCAAUACGUCUGAUGCAGAAGACUAUGAAAAGUGACUGCACUUCGCAGGCUCCAUUGUUUCAUAGUCUUGCAUGAGAAAUUUUGUUUACAUUUUAAUGUAAGAGCAAAGUUGUUAGCCUAUUGUUGGUUUGUUCAAAGUUAGACAGAGCUCUGAGACUCUGUGUAUUCUCUCCUUAUUUUUCUUAUAUUUUGACGUGGCUUUAUAUUGCAAAUAAUAAUAAUAAUAUAGAGUAUUUCUAAAGCGCCAAAUCCACAUUGAUUAUGUGCUCAAGGCGCUGAAAUAUACUUGGGAUAUUACUAUUACCCCGGCUGUAGCUGAGCGGCCAUAUAGGCGCAAAUGUGGACAUAUGACUGUGUAGCUGCAGACUUUACCUAGAUUAUUAUAGGCUAGAGGAAGCUAAAUUUGAAGUCGGUACUUUCAAGGAAUCAGAAUUGGCAAUCAUCACUUCUGGAGAGCAAAAUUAUGUUUGAUUUUUUAGUUUCAUAUGAAGAUAUAUGUAAGCUUUCCCGGCAAACCAUUCAAAUUAUAAGACAGAAAUGCAUAGAAAAGGGCCGGGGGUAUUUCACUAAGAUUUUACUAAAGUGUGACUGAAUGUCGAUCACACUAAAAUUCAGAGUUGCGUGCAGUAUAAACGGCAUCACCUCGUUGGUCAAAUCAUGGGAAGAUGACUCGUGCCACUGUGUAUUAAUCAAUAAGAUUGCACGUUACAAACUGUGCUUGCAUUGCCAUUUAGGCAUGACUUCAAGUCAUACUCUUUGUGAAACACCUCCCAGGUGACUAGAAUAGUAUGUCAUUGAUCAAGUUUGGAAUUUUGUUGUAUUGUCCAUCUUUGGCACAUUGAAUAUUGUGUGGGCUACUGUCAAACUCAAAUACCAAUGAUUAUGGACACUUUGUUCCUCUUCAGCUUAGAUGCAAUGAAAAGAAGAUUUUGAAAUGAAUACAUGAAUUAUCGUAAGAUACAAAAUUAUGCUUAUGUUAGUGAAUUUGAAAACCACCUUUAAUGGUUUAUCUCGAUGACAGGUUACUGCCCAUGCACAGUUUCGAAUUGUGAACAGGCUUAUAGCUGAUAAAUCAUAAAUAUAUCCACUACUGUAUGAUCUGUCAUGCGUGGCAAUCUUACCAAAAUGAAUUGGACAUGAAGCUAGACUGUACUUAAAAUUGCUUUUAUUUUAUACAUUAUAUCAGAUUGAUUUAUAAGGACUCUGGAUUUUCAAUUUUUUUAUUAGAUUAUACCAUAAAUAUUGUCCAGAAUAUAAGAUAUGCUGUGUGUUAUGCAUGCAGAGAAAAUUAUUUAAUUUAUUGCCUAACUUCAUGGCCAUUGUGUUUAUUUCAUACCUCUGUUGAUUAUUUAAAUUAAAAUAAAAUUUGUAAAUAAAUAGAUAUAUUUGAAUUGAUAAAGAAGUGGUUCAUUGUAUUUCUAUACUGUGGUAAGAAACGAAAGUUGAGUUAAGUUUUGUGAUCUUGGCGAAAUGAUAACUAAAUGUUUUCACCGCAAAAUGAAAUUGGAAAAUGAAACAAAAUAUGCAGCAGACAGGAUGAACAGAGGAUGAAUUACAG